ACCCGAUUCUCUCUCUCUCUAUUUUCUUACCUCUUCCACGAAACCCUAGUAGCCGCCUCAACUUUCUUCACCUAUCUCAUGCCAAAAAUGGCAUGUUUACAGACCUGGCCCGACAUACACAGUAGUUGCAUGCCUAUUGUGGUGAAAGUGCUAAAGUUUACUUGUUUUUUCAUGGUAGCCCUUACCCGAAUAUGCUAAAAUAUUUACUUUACUCUGUUGUUUUCAUCAAAAUUGUCUUUAUUUGUUGCUUUUAAGAUUAUUUUCGUUGGUAUUUUGUUAUUGGUCCAUAUCCGUUGGGUCAGAUCGACCCAAGAGUGUCAGAUCUGACCGUGUAUUGACUUGUUUCUGAUCUAGAUCGUUGAUUUGUUGGCUAAUUUGUUAGAUUGUAAGGAAAGGGGUUUGUCCCACAUUGAUUGCUGUUGAUUUCAUUUGAACUGUGGGGUUUAGAACCCCAGCCUUUGCACAAAAACAAGUCUUUUUCGAGGGAGAACAAAAAAUCGAAAACUGGAAAAAUAGCAAGGAAAAUAUAUAUAGAGAAAACAAUUAGGAAAAAAGAAGUGAAAAACUUAGAUUUUCAGAAAGACUUCCUAGUAAAAGAAUUCUGAAAACCUAAACUAAGUAGUUGGGGUUUUAGUUAAAAUAUUUGGUUCUUAUUUUCUUUUUCUCCGUGUGUGGCUGGGUUUGCUGAUUUGGAAGCACAUAGGCUCUAAAAUCCAUUCUUGUCUUGGCUGCGCAUUUAAAAGGUAAACCUUGAUUUAGUUUAUUUCAUUUUUGUAUUUAGUACUUAAUAUCCUGCCUAAUUUAAAUAUAUUUGUAGGUUAGUUAUGAUCAUAUGUUCAUGUGUUAAAUAUGUCUUGAUUGGUUUUGUCCUUAAUGUGUGAUUUCAUUUGAUAAGAACAUGAUAAGGAUGAAGGAAAAUAUCAUAGUGAAGUUCAUUUAAGAAUGUAGAUUGUUGAAAUGCUUUUGGUUUUUGUUUGUUCAUAUGGUCUUGAGGUUCAGUGUUCAUCAUAAAGAGGUGUGUGUGUGGUGUUUCGAAGGUCCUUUUCUCUAUCCCUUGCCUUUUUCUUGAAUAUUAUUGUUAGUUUACUGAGCAUGAUCUUAAGUAGAGUAAGGCACAAUAAGUUCAAUUUAAAUAAAAGAUAAGAGAGGUGAAAUAGUCUGUGUGUAAUACAGUUGAACAUGGUUGAUUUGUUGGUAGUAUGUUCUUGUGAUUAUAGUUAAAUAUCCCUAUUUUGCUAGUCAGUCAUGAAUUGCCCUAUUUGUGAAGUGAGGUCUGUUGGCCAAAUCUUAACUGGGCUGUCGGAAUUUGAUCAGUUGUUUCUGGAUAUAGCUUCUGAUGUGCUCCUUUUUUUUUUUUUUCUGAAAAUGAAUGAAUAAAGGAAGAUUUAGAUAAAAAUAUAUAUAUAUAUAUAUAUGCUGGUGGGAUGUCUCAUUGCUUCCUUCUUCUUAAAUAAUCUUACAUUUAGAGUAGAGUGAGACAAGAUAAGCUAGUUGUUUGUUUGUUGUCUAAUAAUAGAACAAAGGGGUAGCAGGAUCAUGCUUUAGGUCUAUAGUUUGAUUGUUUGUUCAUGGCUGUGACUAUGCUUGUGUCAUCACCUAAUAUGGAUUAUGCAUGACCACCUAUGACUUGUGACAAGUGUAUGAUAAUCCAUGACUCAUAGCAGAGUCUUAGAACCAUCCUGUUCAUGACACUUAAAUGUGAACCUUGUUUCCUUUUGAUCUGCUUAAGGCUGUUUUAUCUUGAUGAAAUUUGUUUGCUUGUGCACAUGGUGUUCACAACUUGUCUUGAUAGUCUAUACCAUAAGCCAUUCACCUAGAAGUAGUUUACCUCCCUAAAUGUGCAAAAUCUAAUGGGAAAGGAAAAGUAAAGAAAAUAGGAGAAGUAAUAGAAACCACAAGAUCAAGUCUUCAUUUAAGGCUAACUAGAGUUGAUUUAGUUGCUAAAUGGUUAUUGGACUAACUGUUAACCUUUCCACCUAGUCAUUAUUGAAACUAAAAAGGGUAUAAAAUAAAGAAUGAAAUGAAAGUGAUGUCUAAGGAAGAGGUAUGUUCUCUUGUUUGUGAUUCCUUUUGCUGGCACUGCUCCUAUUAGUUGGUCUUACUUUAGAAAUGAAGUAAUUUGUUACAAAAAGUAAGGGACUGAUAUAUUGUGCGCUUGUAUCUGUAUUGUCUUCACCCAUACAUGAGUUUUAAUUUGAUAAAGGAUUAUGAAUGUUCAAGUUUAUAAGUCUAAGUAUUGAAAGAAGAAUGAAAAGGAGCAACUUGAAUUUGAUUUGUUCAAGUCCUGAACAAUUUAGAGAUUAAGGCUUUACCUUGGGACAUGAAUAUUCUCUUUGUUUCUCCUAUGUGUGUAAGUAGCUGAUGUAGCAAUUAUAAUCCCUAUGUUUACAAAUUGCCUAGGCUUAAAGAUAGACAUAGAUAGAAAGAAAAGCCUUAUGAUAAUAAUCUAAGUAAAAAGGAGUAGGAAGGAAUGGGAUAAAAGAAAGUAGUAUUUAAGAACUAAAAAGGAAAAACAACUUGUCUGUUGAUUUGUAAAUGGCUUAGUGUCAUUUGGGGUAUGAUUGGGGAAAAGGGGAAAUAAAAGGUCAAUAUUGUAUGGGUUGAGGUUGAAAACCACUUGGCUAGAUGAGGAAGGUCUUUUAAAGACACCUUAGGAGAUGAUUGAGAAACUUGACCCAUAGUAUCUUUUCUCCUAGCGAAAAGGUUGUCAUGGCAUCCCUCUCAAGUCUAUGGGGUAUAACCUCUCACCUUUGCACUUUGAUGUCAUCUUGUGAUACUGUUAAGGUUUUUGAGCCUUGAAAGAUGGAAUUGCCUGUACAUCUGUAAUGGACUGUUAGAACUGAUUUAGCUUGAUUUUUGUUGUGUCUGUUUCAAUGUGCCUUAAGGAAAUGUUUGGAUUAGUUGAAAACUGUAAUAAAACUGGAAAAGUUUUUUUUUGUUUUUUGUUUAGAGACACUCUUUGUUUUGGUAAAUAAAAAUAGAAGAGCCCUUCCCUAUUGUGAAAAGAACAUGAUGGUAUAUGACAGAACCUUUAGCAACUAGUUAAGUUAGGUUUAUGAUCUGGACUCUAUGUAGAUUCUGUGUGUAUUAUUGUGAUUUCAACCUGUGUUCUGAAAAAUGGUCUGUUUCUCCCUUCCCCUAAGUCCUAAUAAAUGACUCUUUUAAAAGAUAAGAAGGUUCAUGGCACUAUUCUUUUUAGUCAGGAUAGCAAUGUAGGUUGAUGGUGGGGGGUUGGGGGCGAGGGUAUAUUUGACCCUUCUUCUCUGUGAUUCUUUAAACAAUAACUCAUGUUUUCUUUCCAUUUCUUUCUCUGAACUAAGUCAUGAGUCCAUUAAUACAGAGGCCCAACAAUAGAUAAAGUUGUCCCUACUCUAGUCAUGUUUGAAUGAAGUUGUUUUCCUUCGGUGCAACAUGUAAAGUUAGAAAUAUGUGAUACUUAUUCAAGUUUUAGAGAAAAGAUGAAGAUUAGGAAUAAGGUCAGAGCUAAGAUUAAGUGCAUCCCUUGAGUUAAUUUAAACUUUCCUGCAAAUAGGACAGGAUCAAGAGCAAAGGUUAGGACACCUAGAGUAAAAAAAUAUAGGAUCCCUAUGCAUUUUGAGACUAUGACCUGCCUAUUUGCUUAAGUCAUUUAAAAGGGUGUAACUGAUUAGGUCUAAGAUUCAUACACUCCAUAUGGGAACAUGAUAGCUUAAAAAGUCCUGGGCAGUUGCUUCUAUAGACAACCCUAACUUGGUUUCUAUUGUUUCUUGUGUCUUGAAUUGGGUUCUUUGAAAAAAACUAACAGGAUAUCAUACCAUAAAGGACUAUGGUUUGUGCCUGCUUUGUGCUGUGGUUGUUAAGAUUACAGUUUGUAUCUACCUAUUUAUUCUUUGUCUUUAUAAGAGGAAUCACUUAGACUUGAAAUAUAAUGUCUUGAAGAUAACAAAGUAAUCACUUGAAUUGUCCAUAAACCAUUUAAGAGUUAUGCUUAGACAGCCACAGGUAUACUCUAUGUAUGUUAAACCUGUUAUGAUGACAUUGUGCUUAGAGAAUGAUUUUUCUCUUUGUGUUCUUAUACUUCAUCACAUCUGCCUGAUUUCAUGUUGUUUAGAACUGUAUUUGACUGAUCUGUUGUGGUUUGUUUGGUUAAAGUUUCACUUAGGCUAUGAUGAGCCCACAUAGGUUACUUUUAUUUUUAUGCUUAAAUCAUGUUUUUCUAUACUGGUAUCAUUAUUUCUUGUUGACUGAUAGUGAUUCCAUACACAUAUAUAUUAGAUGCAUCUUAUUUAUUCUGAACCAUGUGUGGGUGUGUGUGAAUAUGUGUCUUCCCUGUUUAUUGGUUGAGAGGCAGUUUAGGUAGAUGGGGGUCUAGUUUGAACCCUUCCCUAGUGACCAGCCAUGCCGGAGGUUCAUGAAACCUCUUGGAACUUGUGCAGCAUCAGGAUUAAAAUGGGGGUGAUGACUUGGCCUCCCACCACCUAGUUUGGGAUGUUGAGUUUGAGGACAUGGAAACACAUAUGCCUCACAUGGUCUCUUGAGUAAAUAUGAUAUACUGUGUAUAUAUGUUGUAUAUUCACGUAUAUAAUAGGAUUUAUAAAACAGUAGUAUACUUUGUCUGCUCUGUGUGCAUAUCAUAUGUAUGAUAUGAAUAGAAAAUAUAAACUAACCGGGGUCUUUUAUUUUUUUCCCUCUCUACUGCAUGGCCACUCGGGCCGAGGUCCAGCCACCUUAUUAGGUUAGAAGCCCAAUGAGGAAACUUUCCUUCAAACGUCUUUGGGUCCAAAAGGAAGAAAGGGAAGCUAAUAUAUUGAAGGCCCAAUCAUAGGGUUUCAAGCAAUUGGAAGUUAAAUGCUUAUACAUUAAUGGUAGAUGGAACAAAAUCAAACAUGGUUACUCGAGGUUCGGCUGAGAGAAUCAUUUCUGAAAGAAGGAUAAAAAAUAAUCAUGAUCCUUCCCACAUGCAAAGGCCUAAAAAAAAUGGUAGUCACAAAAUCAACAAAGAAAAUAGAUACCGAAAAAGAGAUGAAGAGGAAAAAAGUCGUACAACAUGAAGCAGGAGAAGAGGAAGAGUUUGACCUAGCGAUGAAGCAGUCAUGCAAUACGCUAUGCUUCUUACAUGAACCCGAAAGUUAAAAAAGAAUUGAAGGACAAGCUUACGGAUAGACAGUUUGAACUCUUUUCCGAGACUAUAUUUGGGGAAUACCUUGACAUGCAGCAUUGCGAAGUUCAACCACAGAUGUUCAGGUGUUUUAUGGUUAGAGAGCUGAAAAAAAGUACCCCUACUGCCUUUGUUAUUGAUGUUAAUGGUUUCGAAUUGUCGUUCAAGCUUUUCGAUUUUGCAUUAAUGAUUGGGUUGAAGUGUUUUGGGGAAGAAAUUGUUGUUAACUCUAAGAAAAACAAACUGUUGGAUACAUAUUUUGGGGGUUCCAACAAAAGUGUGAAAAAUGGUGAAUUGCUUGAAUGCUUUGAGGAUCAGAAUUGGGGCAUUGACGAUGAUGCAGACGGACAUGUUGUAAAGAUUGCAUUACUGUAUUUUAUCCAUACAUACAUCCUAUCCGGUGAGAAAAACAAUGUAGUCAUUCCAAGGCUCCAUUUUGACUUGGUAGAGAGUGGGCGGUAUGUAGACUACACAUGGGGAAAGGAAGCGUUUGAUGAUUUGGUCAGAAGUAUUCACCAUAAGAUGGAUAAGACAAAACAGAAUUAUUGUCUUCCUGGUUUUCCGUUUGCUAUGCAAGCAUGGCUAUACGAGUGCUGCUCCAACGUUUACCCAAAUUUGACAGUAAAAAAUGGAGAUUGUAUUCCCAGAAUGUUCAACUGGAAAACUAUAGACGGGACUCCACACUUUAAAGAUCCCAUGACUGGCAUGUUCAAUGAUGACGAGUCAGAGGACCGUCUUACAUAUAGGAAUAUUGUGCCGACCAUCAGUGAGAUUGAGGAACUUGGAUUGCGUCCAUAUCUCUCUGGUAAUUCUGCAUCGACAUGUCAACAACAGGUGGCGGAUGACUAUGAUGAUUUUAGUUUGACACCACCACAUGCGUCUGCGGCCAAGCAGCCUCAAAAUAAAGGUGUAUCACAAUCUCCACCUCACAAGAAGCCUAGACAGAUGCCAAUGGCACCAUCGUCAUUGAAGAAGACCGCAUCUGCAAUUACACGUGUUGGUAAUCAUCCGAGUGGUGGACGAUUGACCAGACGUCAUGGGUUGGCAUUAACUGGGCAUGCUUCAGCAGUGGAAAAGGAAUCAGCUCCAAUACCCAACCCCCCGUCUGCUAUUCCUGUUGACGUCCCAUCCACCAGCAAAUUCGAGGAUAUCUCUGGUCUGAGGGAGGAACUCAAUGAGUUUAAGAAUAAAGUUUACGCCGAAUCAAGGAUCUUCACAAAGCCAUCAACGAAAACUUUGCCAAGGUUUUUGAAUAUAUGAAAGUGAAUCAAACUACAGAAAAGGGUGCUGACAGUGCGGCCCCGGUUCAGCCAGCCGACGAGUACAUUCCACGGGAUGCUGGAGUACAAAUGCAAACCGACAUGGGUCAUGCAGCGUCAACAGAGGGAGUUGACAUGCAACAGUUUGAUGUGCCUGAUAUUGGAAUGGAUCACCGCAACGAAAGUGGGAAAACAUUAAAGGCAUCUACUGAAGAACUUUAAGAAGGUGGUGAUAAUUCUGGAGAACAAAAAGAAUCGACGGAAUACAUAGUUCAGUUUCCCGACGACACCGUAUCUGUCAAAUCGCCAGUCGUAUCAGGAAACUCCGCUGACAUAGCAGAGGUCCUAGCUGAUAGUUCUCGCACAGGCUGGUCUUCGGGUCCCUCUCAUGACAAGAGUGCUGUAUUGCAGGAAGAUCGUCCUAUUUUCGAGACGCCGCCUAAAGUUAGUGAGCAUGUGAUUCCCUUAUCUCAGUUUCUUUUGCCUGACGAGCUGUUUCCAAGCCAAACUCCUGAAAGAAGAAUGGUUUUGCAUCCAUCAGUAGCCCGGAAUAGGCGUCCUAGUAGAUACCAAGCUUCCCAUUUCAUGGAGGAUUACGACUCUGCUUCACGAAACUAGUUCAAAACACAUCACUGUCCGCAUUUUUAAGAAGAAGCAUCCAUUCGCGGAAGAUCCUAUCACUGGCCCAGUCGACACAGAGCUUUUUGAUAAAUACUUGGAGUGGAUUCGCAAGGGACUGCUUGUCAGGCAUGA
Messenger RNA from Lycium barbarum (goji berry), 7149 nucleotides. RefSeq lists its product as uncharacterized. The record is from RefSeq and is a predicted model, not a curated record. Gene Ontology annotation, biological process: proteolysis. The coding region runs from base 5096 to 6397 and encodes 433 amino acids. Gene Ontology annotation, molecular function: cysteine-type peptidase activity. Lineage: Eukaryota; Viridiplantae; Streptophyta; Magnoliopsida; Solanales; Solanaceae. The transcript is spliced from 10 exons.